Messenger RNA from Aspergillus calidoustus, 1167 nucleotides. The record is from the annotation of a GenBank genome assembly. NCBI's taxonomy places the organism in Eukaryota, Fungi, Ascomycota, Eurotiomycetes, Eurotiales, Aspergillaceae.
AUGGCGGACAUGCCCAUUGUGCUCGACGGAGGAACUGGUUUCCUCAAGGUCGGAUAUGCUGCGCAGAACUUCCCAGAGCACCAGUUCCCUUCGAUAGUGGGGCGGCCAAUCUUGCGAACGGAGGAACAGGCUGGCGACAUUGUCGUCAAGGAUAUCAUGUGCGGAGAUGAAGCCGCUGCCGCCAGAUCGAUGCUCCAAAUCAGCUAUCCUAUGGAGAAUGGUAUCGUGAAGAAAUGGGACGACAUGCAACACCUAUGGAACUACACCUUCUACGAUAAGAUGAAGAUCGACCCUACUGGCCGCAAAAUCCUCCUCACCGAACCGCCCAUGAACCCGCUGAAGAACCGCGAGCAGAUGGCUGAGGUCAUGUUGGAACAAUACAAUUUCGGAGGGGUUUAUGUUGCGAUCCAGGCUGUCCUUGCGCUGUAUGCUCAAGGUCUUAGUUCCGGAGUUGUUGUCGACUCCGGUGACGGUGUCACCCACAUCAUCCCUGUUUACGAAUCCACCGUGCUUAACCACCAUAUUCGCCGACUGGAUGUCGCAGGUCGCGAUGUCACUCGGAACCUAAUCGCCCUUCUCCUCCGCCGCGGCUAUGCCCUCAACCGUACAGCCGACUUCGAGACCGUGCGCCAGAUCAAGGAGAAGUUGUGCUACGUAUCUUGCGAUCUCGAACUGGACAGAAAGCUCUCCGAAGACACAACAGUACUAGUCGAGUCUUACACUCUUCCCGACGGUCGCGUUAUUCGAGUCGGCAGCGAGCGAUUCGAAGCCCCCGAAUGCCUCUUCCAGCCACACUUGGUGGAUGUCGACCAGCCCGGUGUCGCCGAAUUGCUCUUCAACACUAUUCAGGGUACAGAUGUGGAUGUGCGCUCGAGUUUAUACAAGGCCGUCGUGCUCAGUGGAGGAAGCAGCAUGUACCCUGGUCUCCCUACACGACUGGAGAAGGAACUGAAGCAACUGUGGCUGACCCGGGUCCUCAAGAACGACCCGGAAAGACUAAGCAAAUUCAAGGUCCGCAUCGAAGACCCGCCUCGACGAAGACACAUGGUCUUCCUGGGAGGUGCUGUCCUCGCCAACCUGAUCGCAGACAAAGAAGACAUGUGGGUCACCAAGCAAGAAUGGCAGGAACAGGGCGCUCGUGCUCUCGCCAAACUCGGCCCAAGAUAG